AUGGAUCCGGUAUCGAUUAUCGGUCUUGCGGCGUCAAUUGUACAGCUCGGCGACUUUGCACUGAAAAGUAUAACCACAUUGUCAAAAAUUCGGGACUCAAUCAAGAAUGGCUCGAAAGAUCUUCAGGCUAUACAAAAUGCUAUUUCAUGCCACGCAAAUACACUUGAUAGGUUUACCGAAAUUGCUUUCAGCACCAAAACCCGAUCAGAAGCCGAAGAGAAAUUAGUGCUUCAAUUCCAACAGCAAAUACUGCAGUUCAAGGAUGCUCUGAAAGAGUACUCGAAGUUGAUGAAAAAAACAAACCCGACAAUGUUUAGCGGCAAGAAGACGGGCCUGGCAGAAACUGCUGUGAGAAUGCUCUUGAAAGGCGAUGAGAUUCGCAAAUAUCUGGAAGUCUUGGACAAGCAAAUAUCGAUCAUCUAUUCCUUGAGGCAAGAACUUGCAGGGAAUGAAUCGCGAGACACACAAGUUAUUGUCCAAAAUUUCACCCCACAGAUUGCAUCAAUCCACGAAUCUCUGGAGAUAAUGAACCGGCGAAUUGCUCCACGCCAACAUCUUUCCGACCCUCUUGCCUCGCGUACAUCGAAGGUAUCCGGCGUUACGUUGCCUAACAUCACGAAUGGUGCUGUCACUUGCAGAUGGACUUCUCGCAGCUUUUUGUCGGCUCUAGGGAGUUUUCAGUGUUAUGGGGCAGUAGACGUGCGAAACGUCAAGAAACCCGCAAAAAAAGGGUCGAUUCUUUCUGAAAGUUUUAUUGAUUUCACGUUCAACCCAAAAGCCUUUUUUUCCAGCUAUAUGAUAGCUUUUCGAGCUAGCUGGGCACAGUCUAGUGGUUCAAGCAUACAUAUUGGGUUAAAGCCCAUGUGCCACAGGAUUAUCACCGACGCAGCGACCUUGGAAUUGUUUGGCCCUUCGCCAGGACCUCUUGCAGUUGAGUGCCUACUCAGCUCCGGCGUUGUUUCUGCAAAUGAUGUACUGUUACGUCCCCGUGAGUUUAUAGAACAAUCCAGCCUACUCGAAGGAGCUCUCAUUGCUAUGCACUUCGACAACUAUGAGUACAUCUACGAAGUAUGUCACUUGCUUUUGAAAUACGGUGCCGAAGUAACCUCCUUACCAGGUGAAAAUGUGGUCUUCGACGGAUUCAACAAAGAUCAUAGUUCAAGUUCGUUUUGGGACGCGGACAACUUCAGGUCAGAAAUCCUACAUUUUGGUACUCUCCAGAUGUAUCAAUACUUUAUCGAAGAUUGUAAUCGGCCCGCCAACUAUUUUAACCUGAACGACGACUUCGAAAAUAGUUUUAUGGCACGCAAUAUUGAAAUAUUUCACAGCUUACUUUCAAAACGGAAGAGUUUUUCAAUUGAGGAAUUUCAAGGAAUAAUAGACAGCCAGCAUCUUUGGACCACCUUAGCUGUGCCAGAAGGUUGGGAUGUCAUACUUUCCAAAAUACCCGCUCCCAACGAAGGCUGUAUGAGUCCGUAUCUCCACUUACUCUUACACCCCAUGUUUUCAGAAUCAUCAGUGGGACUUUCAGAACUGGCUGACAGAUUGAUUCAAAGAGGCGAUGCCACCACGUGCAACGGUUUCAUUCUUGGGAAAGAAGUCCUCCAGCUAGUUCUUAACCCAGAGGUCGCUGAAAAGGAAUCCUAUCCGGGCCGAUACACGCACAGCGUAGAAAGUAUUUUAAGCUUACUAGUAAGUUACCCAGAUGUCGACCUAGAAAUAGGUACAGAUGGACUGUUCUAUCGCCAAGAUAUGGAGAACAGGCACCUAGUAGUCUUUGAGGAGAUUGUAGGCUUCACGCCAUUAAUGAUAGCAGUGUACGCUGGAUAUGUGAGCGUAACUGCUAUUUUGGUAAAUGCUGGCGCUGGAAUCCAGAACAAAGCACUUUGUGGCUUUUCUGCAAUUCAACUCGCAAGACACAAUGCUCAAGGGGAUCAUCCCCGAAAGGUCGAUUGGACAAAGUGUAAGGAGUACGGUACGCGGCGCAUAAUUCUCUCCAUAUCCCUUGAAACAGAUAUGGAGACGUUGCGGUUGCUUGAAGGCGCAUUAAUUACCAGAACCGACGAGGAGGAAACUGAACCUGCGUCUACCGUUGAUGGCGAGUUAAUAUUAUCACGAGUCAACAAACAGAAAAAGCUGGGAUAUCGAGAUAUCUUAGGACUUUCAAGUCGAUGGCUUCAAUUCCUUGUCAAAGGUCUCAACGAGCUAACAGUCAUGCUACACUCAUACGCCAUAAGCGCAUUUUUGCUCAACACGGCUAUGUACCUUCUCCUCGCUAUUUCGAUAUUCACAUCCCCGACUUUUCAGAUCUCCGAAAGUUUUCGAUUUAGGACCAUCUUCACAUUCUUCACACGACCGAUUGUGAUCAUUUUCAUAGCUGUUACACUUUGGUAUGUGCGGCGCUGA
Glarea lozoyensis ATCC 20868 is the source of this 2406-nucleotide messenger RNA. RefSeq names its product Ankyrin repeat-containing protein. Bases 1 to 2406 code for a protein of 801 amino acids. Lineage: Eukaryota; Fungi; Ascomycota; Leotiomycetes; Helotiales; Helotiaceae. Gene Ontology annotation, molecular function: protein binding. The record is from RefSeq and is a predicted model, not a curated record. The transcript has 8 exons.